Cicer arietinum (chickpea) is the source of this 712-nucleotide messenger RNA. RefSeq names its product protein NONRESPONDING TO OXYLIPINS 2, mitochondrial-like. Gene Ontology annotation, cellular component: mitochondrion. Lineage: Eukaryota; Viridiplantae; Streptophyta; Magnoliopsida; Fabales; Fabaceae. The record is from RefSeq and is a predicted model, not a curated record.
AAAAAAAAAAAAAAAAUUUGCCUGCUAGGGGAAGCACAUUUCAUUUGAUUCUUCUUCUCUUCACUCAAUUCAAUCGCCUCUAAACUCUCUCUCUGGUUAUCGAUUCAAUAUCAUGGCCUCUUCUCAUUGCACUCGACGUCUUUUCUUCCUCUCUUCAUUCAAAUCAUUUCUCAGACCUAACAACCAUUCUCCUGCUUCAAUAAUGCCGCCCCGUCGAUUCUCACCCUUUCUCAGAACUAUUGUAUACCAGCUUGGAAGUGUUGAGUCACUUUUGCCUUUACAUAGUAUUGUGGCCACUGCUAGAAUGGUAUCAUUUCUUAGCAUUGAUUCAAGGAAUUGUCAAGCUUUUUCACAAGUUACUCUUUCCUGCAACCAUCCUGGACCCUAGCCUUUGUUACCUUCAAUUGUGAGUUCUUGUCUCUUCCCUUCUUAACUGUGUUUCACUUACAGCUACUUCAGGGAUAUAAAAAGAAUAAACACAACCCACCAGUAAAAUCACAGCAAAAAACAUGUACAUGUGAUUGGAAGAGGAAAAACAAUGUUGUUGAUUUAGGGAUGAGUUGUGAAGUUUGUGUACUAUGACUGAGUUUAGAUUCAAAUAAAUUCAUUUACUUCCUAAUCUUGAUACCGAAAUAUAGUUCAAUUUCUUCAUUUCAUUGGACAUGCUUUUGUUGAUUGAAUCUUUGAUCUUAUAUAUUCACUUGAAUCUUUU